CACGCGCAGCCUGCCACAGUGGCUUAGCACUGGAUUCUGCGUGCGCUGACGUGACCAGGCCCAGCCGCCGGCUCCUGAUGCCGCUAAACAUCAUGGACAAGGAGGCAUUCAGGUUCCUGAGGUUCGCCGAAGAGCUGUUCGAGGACGACCCUAAGUUGCUCGAGAGGGCUGCCCAGGUCGCCCGAGAUGUAAUAAAUAUGCCUUUACUGCUCGGCCCAUGUACGCAGCAAAACGAAGGAGGUGCCCGCUGCUGGAUGUUGACUUAUGUGGAAGAGUUGAACGAGCGCCUGAACCCCUUCGGCAUUGACUUUGACGAACUGCGCGAAGGCAGCCUACACUUCAACAUGAUCCAUAACUGUCCCAUGGCUCCGCACGACCCCAAAACUGCGGUGCUCUUCUUGGCUACAUUGUGGUUUCUGCGGGAGCACCGCUGUAUCUCGGGCGUCAUCCUGAACGUGUCAGUGCUGGAGUGCUUUCGCCCGGUGCAGUUCCUGCAACACAUCACGUUCUCCAAGCGGGUCGUCACGGCCCACCUGACCGGCGUCGAGGGAAUCGAGAUCCCGUUCGAAGUGUGCCCUCUGGUUCGGUUGCUCGACAAAACGGAGCUGCUUACGCACGUGAGCCUCGACAGGGUAACACUGAUGGAAGCUGAGGGCAUCUAUCUCUCAUCACUGGUCAUUGCCAACCACGGACUGCAGUGUUUGGCCCUUCGGAACGUGACCAUGAAGGACUCCGUUCUGGCCAGACUCGCGGAGGAGUUCAAGGAGCACCGCCGACCGCGAGAGUUUGAACUGCGCGGGAGGAUCCCCUACAGUAUGACGCGCACUGAACUGGUCUCGAGGCUGCUGGACUGCUCCUUGGAAAUUCUAAGCCUCGAUAUCACGUGCGACCUGACCCAGCUGUUCGAGAAGCUCAAGCACAACACGCAGCUGAUGGAGCUCGAGCUCGGACGCUGUUGCCCGGCUGGCGCCUGUCUGGACACACUAGCUUCUGCUAUGGCCCAAAACAUGACGCUACGAUUCCUCGCUCUCAACCUCGACAUGACAUGGAUGCCGGACACAAGUUUCUGCUGGAAGCACCUGGGUGCCCUGAUUAAGAACAGUCGUUGGCUGAAAACUUUGUCUCUCCGUGAUUCGUGUCUGGGGAUUCACGCUGUGCACUCGAUAAGUGAGGCCAUGAAAAUGAACGAGAAUCUCCAGACGCUGAACCUGAUGGGCUGCGGAUUCUCCUGCACCGACUGCCUGCAGUUCGUGCGGGCGCUUUCACAAAACUCUUCGACUUGUAUGAAGUUGAAACUUGGCGUCUUAACGGGAAGCGAGUGCGAGCAGAGCCAGCUUCUCGGAGAGAUCGAGGAUUGUGGACUGGACGAUCGCGUUCACUGGAUUUUCACGUCCUCAGGCAGAGACAAUCGCCUUUGCAUUAGAAAAGGUCACUCCAUUUCAUUUCCUUGAGCUCAACUGCCCAGCCAUCGGCAGAGUUGGGACAUUGUUCCGGGGCCUUUUAAACGUCAAGCACAUGCUGACGACCCUACCUCUCCGGGGAUUCUACUGCUCUACGACGUCGCCAGACAGCUUUCGCGAUUCUUACGAGAAAGUGUGGUUCUCAGGAAGUUCAAGCUGGACAUGGUUUCCACCGCCGGUACAAGCUUGCUCAUUCUUCAGGGACUAGAGCACUCGAAAUCUAUGAGGUCACUGACGGGGACCGAGAAAUGCCUCAGAUAAGCCACGGCGCAGGGUUUCGAGCGCUUUGUGCGGAGGAACACGAGUGUCAUAAAGCUGACUAUUGUCAAGGAACAUACUAGACCGGAUACAAUCCUGACGCCUUAUCUGCGGCGUUGCCUAACAGAAAACUACAGUCUGCGCGAGGUAAGGAUGUUGGGCUCCGACGGACAACAGCAAUUGCACGACUCGGCGAUUUCGCGGUCGCUGCAUCUCAACACUGCGCCGGCAUGCGCCACCACAUUAAUGGCGGACAAGGAACUCACGAGGGCAACCGUGUUCGCCCUAGAGCUGAUCAUGGCUUGCGAUCCAGGCCCGAACAUCUUCUGCAUGGGCAUGGGCUGCGAUAAAGUAGUUUUUGUAGAGAAGCUAGAGCAAGCCAUCAGGACAGCCCAGGACGACCUGUUCGGUCUUGCCUGUCUGUAGAAGUUGGCGGCAGAAGUUGCCUGAUCACGAGCCAGUCGCGGCCAAUUCCCAAGCUUCAACGAGGAAGAUUAUGCCGAAAUAUGCAAGUGCUUGCACUGCAUCGGUAUCCCGACCGUCACGCCGCCCUUAGGCGAUUUUUGAUACACCUGCUCCCAUUUAGUCAACAACUCGCAUUGAGUUGAGAAUUACUGUUAAACACACUGGCACUCAUCAUUUUGCUACUUCGCAUCAUUCUUCAUGUUAUCACAAGUUCAUUGCUUUCAGCGCUCUUGUGACACGUUUUAAUGUCACCUGCACAUUUCAAAUUGUCAAUAAAGAAACCAUGUCACAUUUUCCAUGCUAAA
Molecule: messenger RNA, 2488 nt
Organism: Dermacentor andersoni
Lineage: Eukaryota; Metazoa; Arthropoda; Arachnida; Ixodida; Ixodidae
Source: RefSeq, a predicted model, not a curated record